CCACCUCUCUCUCUCAUUGAAGCUUCUCUUUCAAUCCACGCUUCCAUAGAUUUUUCUUUUUUCUGGCUUUUUAGCUGAGAAACGAAGCGAUUUCAGUAGGAAUCCGACGUUUUCUCUCCUACCAAAGCGUCGAUGAAUAUUUCUCUCUAAUCCUUCCUAUAAAAAAGCUCGUAGAAGUGAAAACACUCCUUUCCGGUCUCAGAUUCUUCUCGUUACUCGCUCCUCUCCCCUCUCAAAUCUUCGCAGAAAUUCGCCUUUUUCUCCAUUGAAAAGACUGGAGUAUAGAGGAUUUCACCGAAAACGAAGUCGACGAGCUAUAUGAUUGAGAGAAAUACGGUAAGGAGUUGAUUUUCUUACAAUUAUGUAUAGAAAUUCCUAGAAGCUUCUAUUGAUUUUAUUUUAAUUUUUUUUCUCUUUUCUUCUUCUGUUUCUUCUUUUCAGUUCUUGGUUUUUCAGCUAGUAAAAGCUAUUUGAAUCGAAAGCAAAGAGCCGUCUUCUCGAUUAGGUCGAAUUUCUCUCUGAAAAGACACUUCUGUGACGAGAGAUGGCGGAUAAAGGAGCUCAAACAUGCUUUCUGCUGGUCGUUUUCUUGUUUUUCCGCUUUUCUGCUGCUGAAAUCGGUGGACGAGAAGUGGAAAUUCUCCUGUCUUUGAAAGCUUCUGUGAUCGAUCGGCUUGGGUCUCUCUCGAGCUGGAAUUCCUCAUCCGAUAUCUGCAAAUGGCAUGGAAUCUCCUGCAGCAAUGCCUCUCAUGUCAUCGGAAUCGAGCUCUCCGGAAAGAACUUGUCCGGCAGCCUGCCUCCCUCUCUUUUCCGCCUUCCCUUCAUCCAAACCAUCAAGCUCCCCAACAACAAUUUCUCCGGCCCGAUUCGUAUCCCUCGUGGCCAGAUCCCCGCCCUCGAAACCCUAGAUCUCUCCAGCAACAUUCUCUCCGGCGAGAUCCCGUCCACAAUCGGAUCAGUGACGGAGCUGAAAUCUCUCGAUCUCGGCGGAAACGCCCUGAGAGGCGUAAUUCCGGGAUCGAUCACCAAUCUCAAGAACCUGCGGUUCUUGACGUUGGCCGGAAACGAGAUUUCCGGCGUGAUUCUGCCGGAGCUAGGCCAGAUGAAAAAUCUGGAGUGGAUAUACUUAGGCUACAACAAUCUUUCCGGCAGAAUUCCGGCUGAGAUCGGCAAUCUGUCGGGUCUCAAUCAUCUCGAUCUUGUCUACAACAAUCUCAGCGGAGAAAUUCCUUCAUCCCUCGGACAUCUCAGCAAUCUUCAUUACCUCUUUCUCUAUCAGAACAAGCUCUCCGGCUUGAUCCCGUUGUCAAUCUACAGCCUGAGAAAACUAAUCUCUCUCGAUCUCAGCGACAACUUGUUAUCUGGUGAAAUUUCCGAAUCGAUAAUUCAGCUGCAAAACCUCGAGGUCCUCCAGCUAUUCUCUAACAAUCUCAGCGGACCAAUUCCAAGAGCUAUAUCUUCUCUCCCUCGCCUGCAGGUCCUCGCGCUCUGGUCGAACAGAAUCUCCGGCGAGAUUCCGGAGAAUCUCGGCUACAAGAAUAACCUAACGGUAGUUGAUCUCUCAACAAACUAUCUCACGGGAAAGAUUCCGGCAGGUUUAUGCAGUUCUGGCCGGCUGUUUAAGCUCAUCCUCUUCUCAAACUCUCUCGAAGGGAGAAUCUCCGAGCAUUUGAGCUCCUGUAGAAGCCUGCAGCGAAUUCGUCUCCAGGAUAACCUCCUCACCGGCGAAUUGCCAGAUGAAUUUACCAAACUGCCACUAGUUUACUACCUUGAUCUCUCUGGAAAUGAUCUGUCCGGAAGGAUCGACGACCGUAGAUGGCGGAUGAAUUCUCUUCAGAUGCUGAAUUUGGCGAGGAACCGCUUCGUUGGGAGCCUACCGGAAUCUUUUGGGAGCAGAAAGCUCGAGACUCUCGACCUGUCGGAAAACCGCUUCUCCGGCCGCAUCCCGGCAAGUUUCGGUGGUUUUACGGAGCUGAUGCAGCUGAAGCUGAGUAAGAACCAGCUCACCGGUGCCAUCCCGGAGGAAAUCGCCACGUGUAAGAAGCUGGUGAGCCUCGACGUCAACAGAAACGAGCUCUCCGGUGGAAUCCCGACCGCGUUGUCGGAAAUGCCGGUUCUCGGCGAGCUCGACCUGUCGGAAAACCGAUUCUCUGGCCAAAUACCGCCGGAUUUGGGGAAGGUGGAAUCUCUGGUUUUGGUCAAUAUCUCUUAUAACCACCUCCGAGACGGUUUGCCGUUAACGGGAGCAUUCCUCGCAGUUAACUCGAGCGAGGUCGCGGGGAAUGACGGCCUCUGCGGGGGUGGCAGCGGGAGCGGUUUGCCGUCAUGCAAAGCCGGGAAAAGGCCGGUUCGGUGGUUUCUCUUGUCAGCCGCGGCGGUUUCUCUGCUGCUGUUAUUGGUUUUAUCCGCUUUUGUCGCUUUGCGAAGACGAAAGGAGCUUCAGCUGAAGAAAGUCGAGAACGAAGACGGAGUCUGGAACUUGCAGGUAUUCGAUAAAAGGAUGUUGAAUUUCAUUUCCGUAGACGACGUUUUAACGACCGUGAAAGAGGGUAACGCGAUUUCUAAAGGAAGGAACGGGGUUUUGUACAAAGGCCAGUCUUCCGUGAAGGAGUUCCCUUUCGCCGUUAAGGAGUUAUCGGAGAUUUCGUCUCGUUCGUCGAAUUUUUGGACGGAAAUCGUUGGGCUUGGGAAUCUCCGUCAUCCCAACAUUGUGAAGCUGCUGGGAAUAUGCAAAUCGGGGAAUGAAGGGUUUUUGGUGUAUGAAUAUAUCGAUGGCAGGAGUUUGAGCGAGGUUUUACGUGGGGUUUUUGGGCGGGAAUUAGGUUGGGAAAAUCGGUGGAAAAUCGCCUUCGGGGUAGCAAAAGGCCUGAGAUUCUUGCAUCGUGGGUCUUUUCCGGCAGCUUUUCAGGGGAUCCUGUUGCCGGAGAGAAUUAUUAUCGACGGAAAAGGCGAGCCUCACCUAAAGCUGGUGCUGCCCGGGUUUCCCAUAUCUGAUUCGAAAGGGUUCGUUUCCUCCGGCUACGUUGCGCCAGAAAUCGUAGAAAGCAAGGAAGUCACGGACAAGAGCGAGAUAUACAGUUUCGGCGUUCUCUUGAUCGAACUACUCACCGGGAAAUGCACAGUCGAUCCUGAGCUCGGCGCUCACGUUAGCGUCGUCGAGUGGGCCCGCUACUGCUACUCAGAGUGCCAUCUCGACACGUGGAUUGAACCGGCGAUGAAAGGAGACGUGUCAGGACACCAGAAUGAGAUCGUGAAGACCAUGAGCCUGGCCAUCCAAUGCACUGCAGUGGACCCCACCGCCAGACCUUCCACGGCCGACGUCUUGAAAACCCUAGAAUCCGUUGGAAGGUCUGAUGGCUGUUGGGUUUCAAGAAUGAAAUUUCCAGUACCUAUUUAGCUUUCUAGUUCUUUUCUUUUUUCUUUCUUUCCUUUCAUUUUUCUUUUCCCUGUUUUUACUUAUCUCCUCUCUCUCUCUCUCUCUCAAUGUGUUUCUUUUUUGAUAUAAUGAUUUCACAUGAGUGUAAUCCAAGUUUUGUUUGUUAUACAUAGGAAGGAGUGUAAAAAUGUAAAUAACUUAAAAUCUUAUAUAUGAAUUACAGCUUUUUCAUC
Magnolia sinica is the source of this 3609-nucleotide messenger RNA. Its product is annotated as leucine-rich repeat receptor-like serine/threonine-protein kinase SKM1. Gene Ontology annotation, biological process: protein phosphorylation. Gene Ontology annotation, molecular function: protein kinase activity; protein binding; ATP binding. The record is from RefSeq and is a predicted model, not a curated record. Bases 545 to 3397 code for a protein of 950 amino acids. Lineage: Eukaryota; Viridiplantae; Streptophyta; Magnoliopsida; Magnoliales; Magnoliaceae. The transcript is spliced from 2 exons.